UCUAUAUAUACAUAUAAGGACUUAAUUGGGAUCAUAAAUCUCAAUACCAACCAAACACCAAUUUUCCCUCUUACUUUCUAUCAUGGCUCACUAUGCAAAACACCUCUCUUUUCUCUUGCUUAUAGUUCUCUCUCUCGAACAUAUUGAUGCCAGAGAGAGUAGGUUCUUUAGUAAGGUCACUCACAGCAGCAACAAAAUUGUCCCGGUGUCUGAAUCUCCCUUGUUAGCACCAACACCUGCACCAGCACCAGCACCAGCAAGUCCAGCACCUGCACCCAUCAUCACCGAAAACGGCUACGGCCUUUACGGUCAUGGCUCUACUGAAACAACAACCACUCCUACUACCACCAAUACUUUUGCCAACGAUGAAAAUGAAGUCCCGGCUGAGGAACUCAACAAUCUUGAGAGCUUCAAGGAGUCGAAUACAGGCUACUCUUACAACAACAACUACAACACUAAUGGCUACUCCAACUACAAUAACAAUAACAAUGGGUACACGACCAACAGCUAUGGUAACAAUGGUUACCAGAGUAGUGAGAAACAAGGGAUGAGCGACACGAGGUACGUGGAGAAUGGUAAGUAUUAUUAUGAUGUUCAGAAUGAGAAAUACUAUCAGAAUGGGUAUGAGACGUCUGUGAAGGGAAGUGGCAACAAUAAUAAUAAUGAAGGUUACAACUAUGGUACUAAUGGUGUCAACUCAAAUGAGUUCAACACCAUGGAAGAAUAUGAAAGGCAGCAGGGGUACCCAGAGAGCCAAGGGGAGUUCUUUCCCUGAACAAAUGGGCCAUAUAUAUAUUGUCACAUAGCAAAAACUAAGUUGGAAGAGGGAGGAAGAGAACUAAUUACAAGAUUUAAGUUAUGAUAAACUCUUUUAUUAUGUGUUGAAUUGUAGUUGCUCGUGUUUGCAUGUUUUUUGUGCUUUGCAAAACAGAGGAUUAAUUAUCAUAUAAUUUUUGAAUUUGGGAUAUAUAAA
Molecule: messenger RNA, 973 nt
Organism: Cornus florida
Lineage: Eukaryota; Viridiplantae; Streptophyta; Magnoliopsida; Cornales; Cornaceae
Product: protein E6-like
Exons: 1
Coding region: 83-775 (230 amino acids)
Source: RefSeq, a predicted model, not a curated record